Molecule: messenger RNA, 3482 nt
Organism: Vollenhovia emeryi
Lineage: Eukaryota; Metazoa; Arthropoda; Insecta; Hymenoptera; Formicidae
Gene: Pgant3
Product: polypeptide N-acetylgalactosaminyltransferase 3
Exons: 12
Coding region: 473-2284 (603 amino acids)
Cellular component (GO): Golgi apparatus
Source: RefSeq, a predicted model, not a curated record
GGCGUCGGACUCGGACCUCGGGAGCGCUCGCCUCCGCCACCGACCGGAGCUGGAGCGAUACUUGGCUAGGUAACAUUAGCGCAGCCGCGCGGCUCAGCACGGACGUUCCUUCGCUCGCCUCGACGCUUGACGUUUAUGGUAUUGCACGAGACAUUGCAUCACCGGUCUGUCUACACUGCGCCGCGAUAAACUGUUGAUUGUCUCGCGGGGGUCCAAUGUCUACUUUCACUUGAAAAGUCCGCUUGAGAAAUUCUUGGAAUCUUCCUUUUUUGUCGCAAUGACCCGACCUGCCGAUCACGAGGAAUACGCGAUAACGGAGGCCGGAUCUGCGUGAUAACUUGAGGCAGCUUGGUGAAGUAAAAUGAAACGGGACUUCCCGAAACUGAUCAGUGCGUGAACUGACCCUCUGCCGAUACGCGUCGGAGAUGUGAACACGCUUGGUGUAAUAUAUAAUGGAUUAACAAGCAGCGGAAUGCUGUGGCCCAGAUUAAGACGAUCACGACGCCUGUCGAUGAUCGUUUUCUCGAUCGUUAUAUGCAUAGGCACGUUUCUGAUCUGGUCUAGGAGCAGGGAGAGAGGCGCCGAUCUGCAAAAUAACUUGAGAUCACACGGCAACCAGAAAGAUUACAUUGAUCAUCGGGGGAUCCAUGUAGUAGUCGGCCAUUACAUAGGGGAUUCUGUGGACUCCUUGAAAAUUCCAAACAUCACGAAAGAUGUUAUUAAUCAGAAUUUGUUCAGUCCACUGCCAUUCGAGGGGAAAAAUGGAGAACCCGUGGUAAUACAUCCGAAAGACUUUUACAAGAUGCAGCAGUUGUACCAAAUUAAUCGAUUUAAUUUAAUGGCUAGCGAUAAGAUACCACUAAAUCGAUCACUACCCGACGUUAGGAAGAAAAAGUGUAUUUCACGGUACGCAAACCUAGGUUACUUACCAAAAACAUCGAUUAUUAUAGUAUUUCAUAAUGAAGCUUGGAGUACGCUGUUACGGACGGUACAUAGCGUCGUCAAUCGGUCUUCGAGAGAAUUGUUAGAAGAGAUUAUUCUCGUCGAUGAUAAUAGUGAAAGAGAAUUCCUGAAAAAUCCUUUGGAUGAUUACGUCAAGACCUUGAACGUUCCUACGAGAGUUUUGCGAUCUAAUGAACGGGUAGGAUUGAUACAAGCGAGAAUUUUGGGUGCGAACGAUGCCAAAGGUGAAGUUCUCACUUUCCUCGACGCUCACUGCGAAUGUACGGUUGGAUGGUUGGAGCCGUUACUUGAAGUGGUUGGCAAAAAUGCAACAAGAAUAGUCGCUCCAGUAAUCGAUAUAAUCAACGAUAAUACCUUCGGUUAUACAAGAUCGUUUGAGCUUCAUUGGGGUGCAUUCAACUGGGACUUACACUUUCGCUGGCUAACUUUGAACGGCCGUCUACUGAAGGAAAGGCGCGAUAAUAUUGUUGAACCGUUUCGAACGCCCGCAAUGGCAGGUGGGCUCUUCUCGAUAAACAGAGAUUAUUUCUUUAAAUUGGGCAGCUACGACGAUCAGAUGCGAAUCUGGGGUGGCGAGAACUUGGAACUGUCGUUCCGAGCUUGGCAGUGCGGAGGCAGCAUCGAGAUUGCGCCAUGUUCCCACGUCGGGCAUCUCUUUCGAAAGUCUUCCCCUUAUACUUUUCCGGGUGGCGUCGGCGAUAUCUUAUAUGGCAACCUUGCCAGAGUCGCUUUGGUAUGGAUGGAUCAAUGGGCGGAGUUCUAUUUCAAGUUCAAUCCUGAGGCAGCUAGAUUAAGGUAUAAGCAGCAAGUUCGUUCGAGACUGGCUUUACGCGAAAAGCUGCAGUGUAAAAGUUUCGAAUGGUACUUGGAGAAUGUGUGGCCGGAGCACUUCUUUCCCAUGGAUGAUCGAUUUUUUGGCAGGAUCGUGCACGCCGCAACAAAGAAAUGCAUUAUGCGACCGACUGCGAAAGGUUCUUACGCACAACCUUCAGGGAACGCGGUUCUACACUCAUGCAUACCGCGGCCGAUGCUCAGUCAGAUGUUCGUGAUGACUAAAAACGGAGUGAUAAUGACUGAUGAAAGUGUAUGUUUAGACGCACCGGAACGAGAUACGCAACAAAAGACGCCGAAAGUGAAAAUAAUGGCAUGUAGCGGCCGCGAAAGACAGAAGUGGCAAUAUGACGAACAAACGAAAGUAUUUUUGCACGUGCCUUCCGAGAUGUGUCUUCAGGCAACAGCGGACGAUGACACGCUUACAAUAGCGACAUGCACUAAAAAUCUCGAUCAACAGUGGAUUUUAGAACCGGUUCCUUGGAAAUAAUAAUUCUAAUGUUAUUGACAACGAAGAAAGGAAAAGGCAGUGCCUUGAUGAGUAUGCUCAGUUUAUCGGUAAUUACUAUACUUGUAUAUGUUUACUGCUACCAAUUUUGUGGCAAUUUACAUUGUCAUUUUCAUGAAAAAUUUAUGCCUUUUUUUACUUUUAUACUGACAAAAUCAAAUAGCAUAUCUUUACUCUAUGACAUGGUUUGAAUUAUUGCAAUAAAAGAUAAUAGAUAUUAUUUAUCACUUGUGUUACCUUUUCUCGACGCCCUUCGAUUCUAUGUGAUUUAAAUUUCUUGUGAACUUUUUCGUUCUUUUGUAUUUGCAACUUAAUUUCAUUUUAUUAUCCAUUUUGACCUCGUUUUCCUUUCUCUCUUUAUUGCAGCCUGUGUUUGUAUAAAAUUGCAUUCAAUGUUUAACAACAGAUAAUUCGCAUAUUGAAAAAAAUAUGCACAAAGACACGAUACUUUUUUGCAUUGUGCGGUCUUUUCAUCCUGUAAAUGGAUCUCGUUUCGCCAUCUAAUGGAUGAGAUGACUGUGCUUGAUCACGGUUAAUAAUCUGAACAUGAAUGGCCGUUUCGAGAAUAAGAGUGCGUCGAUGCCAUAAUUAUCGUACACGUAUACGUGAGCAUCGUUUCGCCGUACAACUUCCUAUCGACGUUAUCCUUCAAAGUAACGUCGCGUAAACGCCAAGUUGGCUAACUAGUUUGGAAGUGUCUUAAAUAAAUGCCCGUGGAUCGCGGGGACACGUUCCUUCGACUGAUUUGGCAUUGCCUUAAAUAGGUAAUCCUCCACUGUCGCAAUUCCGAAGAAGAUGCGUAUUGUUAGUGAUUCAUUGCUAGUUAAGGCCCUGCCGACGAGUCAUCUUUAUUGUCAUCGUCGUCAAGGCUGAAUCGAAAAUGCUUCAGUUUCAUGUCGUUCCAUAAUCUUGGAACAUUAACGACGUCAUUUAUGAGCUUUUGCAAAAUAAUUAUUCUAGCAAUAAGAUAUAUUUCCUUCUAGCGUUAUUUAAAUAUUUAAAAAUUAAAUGUGUAUAUUUAUACAAAUCUUUUUUAUAUUUAGAUUUAAAAAAAAUUAUCAAGAGCGUGGGAAUAAUAUAUUUAAAAAAUGUUUUCGCCAAGAAAACUUUAUACGUCAUGCUUUUAUUAUGUACGAAAACAAGAAACGUGGACAAAAGGAUUAAAAAAUAUAUUUAUCUU